UGGCACUUUCUGACGAAGGGACUGUCUUGGUGACAAAAGAGAAGUAGUGUGUUGGACACAUUUACGCACACACAGACAGCCCAAGCCUCGGUUGGCUACAGGAGAUAUAAGGACAGAGUGCAGAGCCCUGAGUGCAAACUGUGACAUGCAGAGACAAGAGACGGAGCCAGAGAGUAGGAAUUACAGGAUGUGAAGGACAGAGCCCUGUGCAUUUAUUGUGCUGCCUGUAACGCCAUACAGAAAACAAUCGGUCACUUGAGAAAAUAAAUCAGUGGAAAGAAGGCAGCAUUGGAAGUUUAAAACAUUUAGUGGCACACAGUUGCUGCAGGUGAAGGUUAUUAUAUAUUAGCCAAGUCAGCACCACCCAUGAAAUUGCCUGAAUCAGCGAGGCACACGUACAGUGCAGUGUAGACCCUCUACAGUUCCAACAACUUCUCCCUGCUGCAUCCGUAGAAAAUAGCAGAGUCCUGGUACUUCAUUUGCCUUCCAUAGAACUGGUUUGCAUUCGGAAGACGUUUUCUCAGUGAGUCAGUUAAGGGCAUACCUGAGACAAUAAACAUGAAUGAGAUGGAUGAGAAUGAGGAGAUCCUACAGAAGAUGAUCCAAUUUACAUCAAAAUCCCUGCGGCACAUAUCAAUGAAGGAACAUUACCGAGUUAUCAUGGAGCUGGGCAGUGGUUCUUAUGGACAUGUUUUACAAGUUGAGCAUAAAGCACAAGAUAAAGCCAUAGCCCUAAAGCUAAUGAGGAAGAAGUCAACAAAGAAAGAAAUAUUUCUAAUGGAGUAUUGUGUGUCGCUGUGCCUGUCAUCACACCCCAACAUUAUUGGAACCCUUAGAGUGGCCUUUGAAACCAACAAAUAUUAUGCCUUCGCACAGGAGCUAGCAACAGCUGGAGAUCUAUAUUCCAUUCUAGAACCUGGAGUUGGACUGCCUGAGACCAUGGUGAAACGCUGCGCGAUGCAGUUGGCUGAAGCUCUGGAUUUUAUGCACAGCAAAGCUUUGGUUCAUCGAGAUGUUAAAUUAGACAACAUACUGAUUUUUGACAAAGAUUGCCAUUUAAUAAAAUUGGCAGACUUUGGUCUUACAAGACUUGAGGGGUUUCUUCUCUCUCCCAUGUCAGGAACCCUUCCCUACUCUGCCCCAGAACUUUGUAGUUUAGAAGAAUCUGAGACACUUGAGCUUGACUCCAGUUUAGAUGUGUGGGCCUUUGGUGUUCUAAUAUUCUGCAUUUCAUCUGGCUGUUUCCCAUGGGAUACAGCAUUAUGUAAAGACAAGCAAUAUGAAGACUUUGCCCUGUGGCAAAGCAACCAAGAUUACCUGGAUAUCCCCUCUCCUUGGAAACAAUUUACACACCAGGCUUUGGAUAUGUUCCAGAAACUGCUGACGGUCAAUCCAGACAAAAGGAGACCAGCCGUCGAGGUACAGAAAUAUCUGAAGGUGCCAUGGAAAAUCGGCAGCAUUAAAGAUAACAGUAACAUGCUGGACAACUCAAAAUACUUGGAAGAGAGUGUUGACAACAUAAACUUUUUGCAGGUCAAUGCUGGUAAUGAAAGCACAUCCACUAAAACCUCUUCAAUGAUAUCAGAAGACUCUUCUCCAAUAAACCCUUCAGCACAAGGAGGAACAUGGGAUGAUCAAAGACCAAGUCUAGAUGAAUGAACAGAGGAAGUGGAUAUCAUCUUUUCAACACACAAUGAACAUGUUAGAGUAAUAAAGGGAGGUGAAAUAUUCAGCCCUUUAGGUUUUGCUAAACAGGUAUGAGAUCCUUUAUCCAGAAAUGCGUUAUCCAGAAAGCUCCGUAGACGCCAUUUUAUCCAA
Molecule: messenger RNA, 1818 nt
Organism: Xenopus laevis (African clawed frog)
Lineage: Eukaryota; Metazoa; Chordata; Amphibia; Anura; Pipidae
Gene: sbk3.L
Product: serine/threonine-protein kinase SBK3 L homeolog
Exons: 4
Coding region: 559-1659 (366 amino acids)
Molecular function (GO): ATP binding; kinase activity; nucleotide binding
Source: RefSeq, a predicted model, not a curated record